AUGUACAUACUCUCGGAGAUAGAGGACUUGAUCCGAGUGCCGCCGAGCUCAUUCAAUGUUCCUAUCAAGCUUUCGGUAACUGAUGAGUUACAUCAGAAAUAUUCUAAUCGAGUGGUUGGUGGGUUAGGUCUAGUGGUAGCAGUUUGGGAUGUACUUCAAUUGGAUGACGGACUUAUACGUCCGGGAGAUGGUGGGGUCUUUGUAGGUACCAGGUUCCGCUGUAUAGUUUGGAAGCCAUUUGCUGGAGAGAUUCUUGGAGGUUGGGUACUGGAAUGUUUACCACUGGGGAUUAAAGUCCGGAUGGGAUUCUUUGAUGAAAUCUUUAUUAAGAAGGAAUACUUGUUUGAAGGAUGUGAAUACAAAGAAGCAGAGAAGGCUUGGGUAUGGAAGCCUGAUGCUGAUACGGAAUUAUAUAUUGAUGUUAAUGAGAAGAUCCGGUUCCGAGUUGAGGAAGAAGUGUUUAAUGAUGUUAAGGCUACAGAACUUAAAGCUACGGAUGGAAAUACCCAAAGUGGUAAUGAGAAACCAUCAUAUGUUAUUAUUGGAUCGUGCCAAGUAGAAGGAACUGGAUGUGUAUCAUGGUGGGAAUAA
Messenger RNA from Lizanozyma spartinae, 591 nucleotides. RefSeq names its product DNA-directed RNA polymerase III subunit (gene RPC25). Lineage: Eukaryota; Fungi; Ascomycota; Pichiomycetes; Serinales; Debaryomycetaceae. Gene Ontology annotation, molecular function: DNA-directed RNA polymerase activity; DNA binding. Gene Ontology annotation, biological process: DNA-templated transcription; transcription initiation at RNA polymerase III promoter. The transcript has a single exon. The record is from RefSeq and is a predicted model, not a curated record. Gene Ontology annotation, cellular component: RNA polymerase III complex. The coding region runs from base 1 to 591 and encodes 196 amino acids.